This is a messenger RNA of Terrapene triunguis (Three-toed box turtle), 1732 nucleotides long. It is a transcript of the gene KRR1, whose product is annotated as KRR1 small subunit processome component homolog. The record is from RefSeq and is a predicted model, not a curated record. Gene Ontology annotation, molecular function: RNA binding. The transcript is spliced from 10 exons. NCBI's taxonomy places the organism in Eukaryota, Metazoa, Chordata, Testudines, Emydidae. The coding region runs from base 6 to 1142 and encodes 378 amino acids. Gene Ontology annotation, cellular component: nucleolus; small-subunit processome.
GCAACAUGGCGGCCCCCAGGAAAGCAGAGAGCGGCCAGGUGGCUCCGGCGUCCAAGGACCGGAGCAAAAAGAAAGCAGUAGAUGAGUCAGAACUUCUCACUGUUCCUGAUGGAUGGAAAGAACCAGCCUUUACAAGAGAAGAUAAUCCUAGAGGGCUUCUGGAAGAAAGCAGCUUUGCAACUCUGUUUCCGAAAUACAGAGAAGCUUACUUGAAGGAGUGUUGGCCAUUGGUGCAGAAAGCCUUGAAUGAACAUCAUGUGAAUGCGACGUUGGACUUAAUUGAAGGUAGUAUAACUGUCACCACAACUAAGAAGACUUUUGAUCCAUAUGUGAUCAUCAGGGCAAGAGACUUAAUAAAGCUUUUAGCAAGAAGUGUUCCAUUUGAACAGGCAGUACGCAUCCUUCAGGAUGACACUGCGUGUGACAUCAUUAAAAUAGGGUCUCUAGUGAGAAACAGAGAGAGAUUUAUAAAAAGAAGACAAAGACUCAUUGGGCCAAAAGGAUCCACUCUGAAGGCUCUGGAACUGUUAACAAACUGUUACAUCAUGGUUCAGGGGAACACUGUUUCAGCUCUGGGACCUUUUAAUGGGCUAAAAGAGGUUAGAAAAGUGGUCCUGGACACUAUGAAGAAUAUUCAUCCCAUAUAUAACAUAAAGACUCUCAUGAUUAAACGGGAGCUGUCAAAGGACCCUGAACUAAGAACACAAAGUUGGGAACGAUUUUUGCCUCAGUUCAAACACAAGAACUUGAACAAACGCAAGGAGCCAAAGAAGAAAAAUGUUAAGAAGGAGUACACGCCUUUCCCACCUCCGCAACCAGAAAGCCAGGUUGAUAAAGAAUUGGCAAGUGGUGAAUACUUCUUGAAAGAAAGCCAGAAGAAACGAAAGAGGGUGGAAGAGAUAAAGGCAAAACAAGCAGAAGCCAUUAGUAGGAGACAAGAGGAAAGAAAUAAAGCUUUUAUCCCUCCCAAGGAAAAGCUCGUUGUAAAACCUAGAAAAGCUUCUACUGAAACAAAAAUUGAUAUUGAAGCAAUCAAGGAAAAGGUGAAGAAAGCAAAGAAAAAGAAGCUGGGAGCACUUCCAGUGGAAGAAGUUAAAUUAAAAAUUGCAGCAGAUGAAAAGAAAAAGAAGAAGAAGAAAUGAUUUGCCAGCUGGAACACUUGCAUUUCUUUUACACUUGCAAAGGAACUGUUUUCGUACUUUGAAGAUUUAAGACUUGGGGUUAUCAGCGUUGCUAUACUGCCAGUGAACACUGAUGAAAAGAUUCAAAAACACGUUUGUGACAAAGAGAAUAUGUUGGGGAUUUAUGGACCUAAAUAAGCAGUGUAAAAUCUUUGGAGCUUGAAAAGAAAAUCAUUUGGUAUCCUCUGUCACAUCAUAAACAACUGAAAAGGUACAAUAGUAUCUUUUCACCAUUCACAUCAUAUGUGUGAGAGCGAUUAGGAGUUUUAAACCUUACAUGAAGGUUUUCAGUAUUGCAUAAUACAAAAAGCAAGUUGUGGAAGGGUUGGUACAGAACGCUAAACAUUAGGCCAUAAGAAUUUGACAGGAAUAUGUUAGGGGAAGGGGAUUGUUUGUUUUGGGUUUUUUUGAAGAAACGUUUCUCUAACAGACUGACACUGUAUAACAAGCUUCAGAUAUGGAGAUGUUAAAUCUGAUAACUUUUGUAAAAGCAACCAGUUGUAUUUUUAUAUAUUAUAUGUCAUUCUGUUUAUCAGAGCUAAUAUUUAUUU